GAGAAAGAUGGAAAUGGUCCUUGUUGGGUGAACGGAUGGAAGCCUAGUCAUUCCCGUAUCCCUCCUCCCCCCCAAUUUAGACUGUGUAGAGCUUGAAUGUUAGCGAAGUUGAAAUAGCCGAAUCGGUUGGGUAGGGUUGACACAUCAUUAUCGAUUUUUUUUUUCUUUCUUUUCUAUUUUUUUCUGUGAUUGCAUUUGUUUUCCCUUCUUCCAUCUUCUUUCGCUUUUCCCGCUUUUUUUGAGGGAAAAGCUGAUAUUCCCCCUACCCAUUUUUCUCUCAUCAACCACAUUGGAGUUAGGACUGUCGAAACCCGCGUCUACAGUGCCUGCUUUAACUCUCCCUCCUUCUUUGCCCACAUGCAAAGCGAAAAUGGCGAUCAGCAGAGGGAUGACCUUUCCAUACCACCAUUACGAUCUUGGGCAUCUCAAGCCGUCUCUCAAUAUGAUAGUCGGACAGAUAUGAUGCACUCUUCGGACACAUCCACUUCGAGGAGAGAACUUACGUCUCGUGAUUCAAAUGAAUCCAUCACCUAUAUCAUACCCGGCACUCAGUCUGCCUUUGUGACUAAACUGUACAAUAUUGUCGGAGACGAAGACAUACAACACUUAAUAUCAUGGUCAAAAGAAGGAGAUGUAUUUAGCGUGAAGAACCCGACGGAAUUCGCGAGAACCAUCUUACCACAAUAUUUUAAACAUAAUAAUUGGCAAAGUUUUGUUCGCCAGCUCAACAUGUAUGGAUUUCACAAGGUCAACGACGUGUUUCAUACAUUGACCAAUGAACAACAAUUAUGGGAAUUCGCUCACGAAUGCUUUCGACGCGGUCAACCCGAACUAUUACAAAAAAUUAAACGAAAAACAGGCGUACGGUUAUCACCCGCCCAAGCCAUAAAAUCCGACAGUCCAAGUGAACCGGCGGACGCGACGGACGACCGAAUUCGACAAUUAGAACAGCAAAUUAUCCAUUUGCAAGCAAAAUGCGAAGCCAUUAUCAAAAUCAAUUCUGAUAUGCGAGAAACGCAAUUGCAGCAACAGCAGGUACAUCAUUUUUAAAAAGAGAAACACGCCCUGUUCACUCCCCCAACUAAAAAAAUAUCCCGUUGGAACUACAGAUGAUCGAACACCUUCAGUCUAAAAUGAAAGAUGAUGUUAAUGGUGAGCAUAUCACUCGCAGUAGCCCC
This is a messenger RNA of Umbelopsis ramanniana AG, 1178 nucleotides long. RefSeq lists its product as uncharacterized. Bases 358 to 1050 code for a protein of 230 amino acids. The transcript is spliced from 3 exons. Gene Ontology annotation, molecular function: sequence-specific DNA binding; DNA-binding transcription factor activity. Gene Ontology annotation, biological process: regulation of DNA-templated transcription. Lineage: Eukaryota; Fungi; Mucoromycota; Umbelopsidomycetes; Umbelopsidales; Umbelopsidaceae. The record is from RefSeq and is a predicted model, not a curated record.